This is a messenger RNA of Stylonychia lemnae, 1707 nucleotides long. Lineage: Eukaryota; Ciliophora; Spirotrichea; Sporadotrichida; Oxytrichidae. The record is from the annotation of a GenBank genome assembly.
AUGCCCGACCACAAACUGCCAAUAACAAAGCCAGCAGACAUCCUAUUUUAAGCAAACAUUAAAUCAGAAAAUAUGAUGGAGCUGUAUUUUGAAAGUCUGGAGGUGGUCAAAGUGCUGGUGGGCCAACUCUUCCAACUGAACAUACCAGCUAGCCUAUUAAAUAAUGCAACGAGAGCAAUAGAACCAAAGCAUAUUCAAUAUGAGGAAACAUCACAGUUGAAUUAUCAAACAACACUUAAUCAACAAAUCAUGAAGUAAGAUACUACAAGAAAUAGACUAAUUAACAAGAAGAUAAGGCCUACUAAUAUGCUGAGUCUGACUAAAAUAUAAAACUAAAUGACGAAUUUCUAAAAGGAUCCUCAAGCGAUUUUAGUCAAUGUAAAAUACGAUUAGACUCAAAACAUCAUCCUAAGAAAGAAUCCCCUAGUCAUUGAAAAUGGAAUCUGGAGGACUAGCAAUGAUUUAAGAGCGCAUGGUAACUCAGUCAGAUCUCUACAAUACAAAAUACAGCAGCAUAACUUAGCUUAUCAAAAAUCCUACUAAUCACCCACAAUCACAAAGCAUGAUAGCACUAAUUAUGAAUGUCUGUAUCACUUUUUGGGAAUAUUAAAGGAUUAAACUGACAAAAAGUUGAAACAGCUCUCAUCUCAAAAGAACACUAUUACCUCGAAUGUUGAGGAAUUUUCUCCUUUAAAACCCUAAGAUUCCUUCUUAUCUUUGAAUAAAAAUGAACAGCCAUCUUAAUCUGCUUUGAGGAAUAAAUCUAAAUCUUUAAGAAAUUAUGGAAGAAAUUAGAGACCAUUUUCAGCCACUGUGGGUGGAAGAAUUAACCCCACUCAUCAAAAGAAUAACCAAAGCUUUUCUCAAAAUGAAAUUAAUAAGGACAAGCUAAAUACUUCAAAUAGAUCUUAGAACAAAAGAGGAGGAGUUCUCUAAGGGAACAGCCUUACUCAGGCUUAUAAGCAAUCUAUAAAUAACCAGUAGAUGAAUACUUAUAAGAAUUUGAAGAAUAUAUUUGUGGGAAACUCAAGCUAGAUGCUGACUAACUUAACUCUUUAAUCUGAGAAAGACAGAUUUAACUAUCAAGAGGGAUUGCAUCUGCAACAUUAAUAUAUGUCAUCCCCUCAGAGUUCAUUAUCGAACAAGCAGAUUCUUUACACCAGAGUUAGAUCCCCCAAGAUUUAAAAUCAUUCCUCACACACUCCAGGAAUUAAUGGACAUAGCAACAUAUUGAAUUAAGAUUUGAAUUAAAUGCUCAUUGAAGAAGAAGCUGAAAUGCCAAUGAUGAUAAAUUCAGUAGCUGAAAUAUAAUCCAGCACCUAUCACUCAUAAAGAAUUUCAAGACCCGCCUCAAAGUAUAAAAAGAGAUAACUAACUCUUUAAAAAUCAACUUCGAAGAUAAGUUCUGGCGCAGGUGUCACUGGAGUGGGCAAUGCUGGUAGUAAUACAACUCAAAACAAGAAAAAAUCAUCUAUGAACAAGAUAACUAAGAACUUACUCGCUGAUGACUAGAAAGAUAAUAUGAAUAGUUAUUUAAACAGGGAUACCUUUGAUGGAAGUAAGAUUGAGAUGUGGGGUUCUUAGUCUGGAUUAGGAUUUGUUGCUUAGAAUCAGAAUGGACAAUAGGAUUUUAAUAAGAUCACUAAUAUAGGGUGCGGGGGAAGCUAUCUUCUUGAUAUGCUUAAUAACGAUUUAAAUAUAGCUUGA